AUGAUGUUCGAGCUUCAUCCACGUAACCACCCCGCCGCUCAUGAAAAUUCGAAAUGGUAGGGACGUGACUUGACGUGGCUAUUUUGUGGAUUUGUUGAUAUCGACCUGAGAUAAAGGCGAAGCCUCAUGUCACUUCUUCUACCAAGCUUUUCACACUCUAGUCUCUGCAAGUACAGCCAGGUCCCCAUCCUACUGACUUGCAGGUUCUCAUCACAUUCAUAUAUCUGUGCCUGCCUACCUGCUGACUGUGCAAUAAUACAAACGGAGCUGUCCAGCUUGUUUUAUUGCAUUCUACCAUACCAGGAACCCUUCUCCCUCCCCCUUCUCCCUCCCCCUUCACCCUCCUUCUCAAACACGCUCUCACCAUGUCACGUCACUCACGCACCUCAUUCAUCAUCUCCUCCCUGCUCACCUGUCUACCCCUCUGCAUCCAAGCACAUAUGCAAAUGAGCUGGCCCUAUCCACUCAGAAGCCCCCUUGACCCCAAUGUGCCUUACUAUGACAAAGACUACUCUAUGACCUCUCCCUUACUGGCCGACGGAUCGGAUUUCUCCUGCAAGCACUACCAAUACACGACCGGAACGAACGCCUACGACAACGCGGACGUGAUCAAGGCCACCUACUAUGCGGGAAACACCUACAACAUGACCAUCGCUGGAGCGGCACCUCACCAUGGAGGCUCCUGCCAAUUAUCUCUGUCUUAUGACAAUGGAGUUACCUUCAAAGUCAUCAAGUCGAUGAUCGGUGGCUGCCCCAUUACCCUGACGUACGACUUCACAAUCCCCAGUUAUGCGCCAGCCUCGGAUUCCGCCAUAUUCUCCUGGUCCUGGUUCAACCUUGCCGGCAACAGGGAGAUGUACCAAAACUGUGCUCGUGUCCAGAUUGUCAGCAACCCCAGCCAGAAAUACCGACGAAGUCUGUGGAAUCGACAAACUUCCAUAUCCGAACUCCCGGACAUGUUUGUGUGUAAUGUGGACAAUGGCUGUACGACCAUCGAAGGGAGUGAAGUGGUCUUUCCAGAUCCCGGAAACGAUGUCGUCUAUGGCCAGGACCUUGUUGCUGCAAACCCCGGCCCUGGAUACACCAUCACCGGAACCUCCUCUAGCACCAGCGCUGCUGAAACUGGAUCUUCGACUUCUUCGUCAGCUAUUGAAACUGGAUCUUCGACUUCUUCGUCAGCUAUUGAAACUGGAUCUUCGACUGCUUCAUCAGCUAUUGAAACUGGAUCUUCGACUUCCUCGUCAGCUAUUGAGUCUCCUGUGUCGGCUACUGCGUCUACGACCGCUGCAUCCUACGUUACGGUUACCGGAUCCCCCUCGACUUUCUCCACCGAAGUUACCGGGCUUACCACCACUGCUGCUGGAUCGACAACCCUGACAAGUGCCACCGCCAUGACGACAACGACAACGACAACAACUGGUUCUCUGCCUACUGGAACGGAUCUCCCCGCUACUAACGGUACCCUAAUCAUAGUUACAGGUGAUCCCAUCACACUUUCUACAUCGACCUCUACCAGCACGUCAGAUAUGGCGACCAGCACUUCAACCCCAACCUCAACCUCAACCACGACCGAUUCACGCUCCAGCUCUACCAUCAGCCCAACCUCAACACGCACGUCAAUCACCUCUGUCACCUCUUCCACGAUCCUACCACCCCUCAGCUCAUCCGUUAGUGUUAGCUCUAGCUCAACCUCCACUGCCCUAUCAUCCGCAUACAUCACCUCGCCAUCUUCAUCUUCAUCUUCAUCCUCAUCUUCAUCCUCAUCCUCACCCACAUCCACCACACCCCCCUCUUCCCCUUCAUCUUCAUCUUCAUCUCCAACAUCCUCCCACAGCAUCACCACCACCCUGCCCGUGACCACCCUCACCACCGCCCCCACCAGCACACCGACCACAAUCUCCCCUUCCAUCACCACCAGCACCAGCACCACCACCAGCACCAGCACCUCCUCUUCGGCCUCGGGCACCGCCACCGCCCAACCCACAAGCUGCACCCCCGGCACCUUCGAAUGCAACUCCCUGUCCACCUUCUCCCAAUGCGUCAGCACCUCCAGCGACACAACGACAUACAUCUACAUGGGCUCCGUCGCCGCGGGCACGCAAUGCGUCGACGGCACCAUCGAACGCCAAAACGCCGGCCCAUGCACACCCUCGGGCUCCAUUUUCUGCAACGGCACCAACGCCUUCUACAUGUGCGACCAGGGCGGCCUUGUCGACAUGGGUCCCGUCGCGCCGGGCACGGCCUGUCGAGAUGGCGUCAUUGGAUUCGCCUAGCCCGGACCGCCGCUGCAGUCUUUGACACCCCUCGUCCAGUGGGGUCCGUAGGGAGAAGGACGACACAUAGCGGCCGAGAAAGGCCAGAAAAAAAACGACACGAGGCGCGGCUUAGGCUUAGGCUUAGGCUUGCUUGGUUGACAAACCGCACGAUACGCGAUACGAGAUACACGCACACGUAUACGAACAGCAACGACAUAAAAAAAGAUUGAUCAAUGUACGACAUAGCAUACAGCACCAACGGAAACGGAAAUGGCAGAGGAAAGGGAAAAGGAAAUUCGGAUGGAACAUCUAUUAUACCCAAAAAAGUAUCGGCAUCGGCAUCGGCAUCAGCACUUGGCUUAGACCUUGAUGCGCCUUCGUUUUUAAUCCAUGGGCGUCGAGCAAUUACACUAAUGUUAUGUAUCACAACGCGGCGAGAAGAUAGAGAGCAAUACAAAUGGGAAGCAGCAAAGCUGCAAGUUCCAAAACAAAUUGCAAAAUGGAACAUUGAGCGUCGAGCAUCGAGCAUUGGUGUAGACGUAUCUAUCGAAAUGCUCCCGAGCACCAUUCAUUCCACCAGAUUGGAACGAACCGACCAAGUCAGUAGAGUAGAGUAGCAAAACACAACAAUGGAC
This is a messenger RNA of Exophiala xenobiotica, 2890 nucleotides long. RefSeq lists its product as uncharacterized. Lineage: Eukaryota; Fungi; Ascomycota; Eurotiomycetes; Chaetothyriales; Herpotrichiellaceae. The record is from RefSeq and is a predicted model, not a curated record. The transcript has a single exon. The coding region runs from base 366 to 2273 and encodes 635 amino acids.